AUGGCGCUCACCAGCUGGAAAGCUUUCCCGUUCUUCGAGGUCUCCCAGAUUCCUGUUCCUGCAGAUGAGGAUGGUUCCUAUGUCUUCGACAACGACAUCGUGUCACUGACGACCGGCGCGGAUUCCCUGUACCUUGGUACUUCGGCCGGAUCAGUUCGCAUCCUUUCCCGCGCAUUGAAGAUUGUGCGCACCUUUCAAGCUUCAGACGCGCCCGAUGCUUCCGUCACGCACCUCAGACAUGUGCCCAACACGCCGUUCCUUGUGACCAUUUCAGAGAACCUCUCGUCGGAACCCUCCUUGAAAGUGUGGGCGUUGGACAAGAUCGAGAAAAAGACGGGGGCCCCGAGGUGUCUUUGUACAAUCAGUGUGCAGAAUGGCAGGCGGCAAUUUCCAGCGUCGGCACUGGUGGUUCUGGACGACUUGACGCAGGUGGCUGUGGGGUUUGCCAAUGGAUCCGUCACUGUCAUUCGGGGGGACUUUAUACACGACCGCGGGACCAAGCAAAGAACCGUCUUUGAAUCGGAAGACCCCAUCACCUGCUUGGAAGUCCGUCAAGGCGCGACCAAGGUCCUAUACAUUGCAAACACGGCCAAGAUCUGCAGCCUGGUCAUAUCCGGGAAAGGCCAGGGUCAACCAGUGCGCACCGUCGACAAUCGUGGUUGCAACGUUGGAUGUAUGACACAAGACCAGGAGACUGGGGACAUGGUGGUUGCGCGAGAAGAUGCCAUCUACUACUACGGCCCUAACGGCCGUGGGCCCAGCUAUGCUUUUGAGGGCCCGAAGAAAAUCGUCAAGAUUUACAAGGAGUAUGUCGGCGUUGUGUGUCCGCCGCGGGUGGCACAGAUGUCCAAAUCCAAAACAUUUCGAAGGUUGGGGGGAGAGGAGAUUGACGAGCUAUUCAGCAGCUCCUCCUUUACAUUAUUAGACACCGAUCUCAAAUACCUUGCUCACUCGGAAUCGUUGCCCGCUCCAGUCAAAGAGGUCUUUGUGGAAUGGAACGAACUCUUUCUGUUGACCGUGGAUGGAAAGCUUUAUCGAUAUCAGGAGAAGACAUUGCAGCAGAAGCUCGAGAUUCUCUAUCAGCGAAACCUGUAUAUCUACGCCAUCAACUUGGCCCAGAAAUUGGGUGCCGACAAAACACAACAGAACAUCAUCUUCAGGAAGUAUGGGGACUAUCUUUACCAAAAGGGUGACUACGAUACGGCGAUGCAGCAGUAUCUGAGAGCCAUCGACAACACUGAGCCUUCACAAGUCAUUCGGCGAUUUCUCGACACGCAGAGAAUUCACAACUUGAUCGACUACCUCGAAGAACUCCAUGACCACGACCGAGCUACGGCAGACCACACGACUCUGCUGCUAAACUGCUACGCAAAGCUCAAGGACACAGAUAAGCUGGACGCUUUCAUCCGCACUCCGGGGACGGCCAAGUUUGACGUCGAAACGGCCAUUGCUAUGUGUCGACAAGGCGGGUAUUUUGACCAGGCAGCUUACCUUGCGACCAAGCAUGGUGAAAAUGAAUUGGUGAUCGACAUAUUGGUGGAAGACUCAAAGAAGUACGCGGAAGCCUUGCAAUACAUCUGGCGGCUGGAACCUGAUGCAGCAUAUCCCGUGUUGAUGAAAUAUGCCCGCAGUCUCCUCGAACACUGCCCUGAAGAAACGACCAAGCUGUUUGUGGAAUACUACACUGGAAAAUAUACACCCAAGAAGGAUGUCCCCGCGGUGUCCGAUGUCCAGGCUCAGACAGGAGGUGGUGCAUUCCAAAGUCUCUCGGCUCUCUGGAGUGUACCGUUCAUGAAUCGGUCCGCCAGUACUGAUGCAGCGCCGGCAGCAGAGGAAAAGCCCGAGCACGACGAAGCAGAGUCCAGUGGCGACGUCGAGCCAGCUCCGGCAUACACAAAACCGCGUCCGCGCAGCGCCUUUUCCUCGUUCCUUGCCCACCCCUCAGAGUUUAUCACCUUCUUGGAGGCGCUGAUUCUAGAGGAAAACCUCUCAAAAGAAGACAAAUCGGACUUGUCGACCACUUUGUUCGAGAUGUAUCUCGAGGCCGCAAACACCGCAACAGGCUCGGCAGAGAAGGAGAAAUGGCAAGUCAAAGCAACCAGUUUAGUCGCCGACAACAAGGCCGCAUCAUUGGAUUCGUCCACGAUUGACACCUCGAAUGUCUUGCUCCUGUCAUCACUUUCCAAAUUCCCAGCUGGCACGACAUUAGUACGAGAACGAGAAAAUUUGUACGCCGACAUAUUUCGGUCGUUCACAUCGGCCAGGGACACCUCUGGCGCCAUAUCUGCACUCAGGAAAUACGGAUCCAAGGAUGAAUCGCUCUAUCCGCUUGCACUUAGCUAUUUCUCCUCAUCCGAAGAGGUCCUCAACGCACCUGGAGUACGAGAAGAGCUCCAAUCUGUGCUCCGCAAGAUUGACAGGGAAAAUCUCAUGGCCCCGCUCCAAGUAGUGAAAGUCCUGUCGCAAGGAGGCUCAGUCACGAUGGGAAUGGUCAAGGGCUACCUUUCGGACAACAUCUCUCGUGAGCGAAAGGAAAUCCAGGCUAACCGACGAUUGAUCGACUCUUACCGAACUGAAACUGCAUCCAAAAAAGCAGAGCUGGCGGACCUGAGUACGAAGCCGGUCGUGUUCCAAGCGCGGCGGUGCUCGUCGUGUAAUCGAAACCUCACUUUACCCACGGUACAUUUUAUGUGCAAGCACUCGUUCCAUCAAGAGUGCUUGAACAAGCCGGGAAUUGGCAUGGAUGAAAAUGAUAGUAAGGUGGAGUGUCCCCUUUGCAAACCUGGAAACGAUACCAUUCGGGCGAUCCGGCGACAGCAAGUUGAAAGCACGGAGCAGCACGAAUUAUUCCAGGCGGCGUUGGCAAGAAGCAACAAUCGAUUCGGAACGGUCAGCGAGUUCUUCGGACGUGGAGUUAUGGGGACGGGUCCAGCGGCAGACUGA
Molecule: messenger RNA, 2943 nt
Organism: Fonsecaea nubica
Lineage: Eukaryota; Fungi; Ascomycota; Eurotiomycetes; Chaetothyriales; Herpotrichiellaceae
Exons: 3
Coding region: 1-2943 (980 amino acids)
Biological process (GO): vesicle-mediated transport; vacuole organization; intracellular protein transport
Cellular component (GO): endosome; HOPS complex
Molecular function (GO): protein binding; protein-macromolecule adaptor activity
Source: RefSeq, a predicted model, not a curated record